Molecule: messenger RNA, 4430 nt
Organism: Tuber melanosporum (Perigord truffle)
Lineage: Eukaryota; Fungi; Ascomycota; Pezizomycetes; Pezizales; Tuberaceae
Exons: 5
Coding region: 1-4254 (1417 amino acids)
Cellular component (GO): trans-Golgi network
Source: RefSeq, a predicted model, not a curated record
AUGAGUCUUGAUACGCUUUCUUAUGCUGCUCCCUCCAGGAUUAAGGCUUUGGCUCUACCCCUGGGCAGGAUCAAGCGAUCCCGAUUUUCCUCGUUUGUUACCAGGUUACAAAGUUCAAAUGUUGUCCGGUUGGGAGAUGUAACUCCGGAUUCAACGCCUAAUCGUACGUUGUUUAGUCCUCAGGGAUUUCCGAAUGGGCAAUUGAUUUACGACUUGACGCUUUCUUUCGAUAAGGAGCAUGAGUACUUGGAGUCUUUUGAGCCUUAUCGGAGGACAUACCUUAUCAUCGCGGUAGCUGAUCACACGGAGGGCAGUGAUCCAGAAAUCCUUUCGCAACAGCUGGAGGAAUUAAAGUUUCUGUAUCCGCGAGCUUUGUACCACACAUGCUUGAUCUUCGAUUCACCGCCUACCCUACCCAAUCCGAGCGAGUCCUCGAGAUCAAAAAAUGCCAGUGAGGAACGACUGGUGUUCAUACCUGUACCGGUGAAGCGGGAGUCUAGAUCUCCGUCCAUGCGAACCAUAAUGUGCGACAUCACCUCUAUACUACUUUCCGAGUUGAGCGGACUUGCAAGGACGAUCCAGGCAUUCCCGACCAUCGAUUCCCCACUGUCUUCGGAGAACCAGGUGGCUAGUUCUUCGAGCUCGCAAGACCACAGAAUGAGUGUGCCGGUUGGAUUAGGUGCCAAUUUAACGGUUGCUGGAAAUACUGGAGCGGCGAGCAAGAGGAUGACCAUGACAGGGUUCGGGAGUGCCAGUGUGAGUGAGAGGACAAGGAAUAAAGGGAAAUGCAGGGUGAAUAUAGUUAUUGCUUCGUUAUACCUACUGGCCGGGAGAAUACCAGAUGCUUUGAAGGAAUUUGUGGAAGGUGGUAAUGUUGCGAAGAAUAAUAAUGACCACCUGUGGCAUGGGAAAGCACUGGAGGGGAUUGGUAUAUGUUUGGCUAUUCUUGUUCACCUGAAAGUGGAUUUUCAGAUGCCGUUGAUACCGUAUCCUACAGCUGAGGUCACCAAAGCCACAAAACCUUCACCAUCAAACUCAAAGCCUGUAACGCCGUCCCCCGAUCCGGGUGGGGUCCCUGAUGCAGCGCUUUCGACAUCUCCGGCAAAGGUUAAUGAGCUUUUGGGAGAGUUGUUGGAGAUCAUUCUUAAUCUUUACACUCGUUCUGCGAAUUUUGCAGGAGAGAGUAUUCCACAAAUAUGUUUCUCAGAGACUGUCAUCAGAUUCAGUAAACUCCGGGCCACGACUUAUGUUACGGGUGGCCUGAAUGAUGAAUCUUUGGAUCAUGUCGUAUUCGGGAAACCAUUACCUUCGGGAAAGCACCUGAAAAUCAUACCAUACAAGGCCGAGAUUUCUAUGCUGGUAAUGAGGGGGUACCCGUUCCCGCUGGAGUCAUUGAUGGUUCUUGAUGCUACGCGGGUGUUAAGUGGGAUAGCUAGUGUUUUAGGCAUGAUUGGAUCGAGGCGGCGAAAGGCUUUGGUGACAAGAGAGCUUAUCAAGAUAUUGAUACCUGGCUUGAUUCAGGCAAGAGUUGUAGGUGCAGCCGAGGUUGGUGUUCAUCCAGCUGCUGGAUUAAGUGCUGUUAGUGGUGGUGCUCUAGGGGGGUCUCCACUGGAUCUAGGAGAGGGCGAUGCAGAGUGUGGCGUUAUGGAGCUACUCGAGGAUCUUUGCAGAGCUUAUGGUGUGCUUCCUGGCAAAAAGGAUGAUGACAGAUCGCCUAGUAUCGCAGAGAAGAAGGAAAGCGGUAAUGAAGAAAUAGUAUCAUCAUUAGCCACUGCGGAGGUGAUAGCUGAACAGGAGAUACGGGCUUUCGGUUGGCCUGCCCUGAAGAUCCAUGUCUUGAGGAACUGUACAGCUCUUUGUGAAGCAUUGCCAGAUUUCCAUGGCGUAUUGCGAUUUACUACUCAGCUGCUAAGAACGGCUGAUGCAGAUCUCACAAAGGAGGAGCAAAUGAGACUGUCCACGACAAUUUCGCGGACGGUAGGUGCUGCACGAAAGUUGGGUCUGCCAAAUGUGGAGGCGGAUUACUGGGAUCAAUUUUUGUUGAGGGAUGUGGAAGUGGUGGAGAAUUCCAUGUGGAGGCCGCCGAUAUCACACGCCAAGAAUGAGCUGAUGGAUGCGGAUUCAGAUACGCCCCCAUCGGCACCAAUCGAGGUUGAUAAGAACCCGUUCAUCUACAACCCGUUUCUAAAGAAAGCAGAGGCGGCUGUCGCCGAGCCAGUGUUGGUUAAGGGCGAGGCGGCGGAGUUUCGUGUGACCCUGCAGAACCCCUUUGAGUUCGAUAUCGAGGUUGAGAGCGUCACGCUGGAUGUUACAGGAGUUGGGCUGGAGGUACAAAAAGUUGGUGUUGUUAUCAACCCGUACAGAACGUACCAAGUUGCGGUGUAUGCCACGCCCCAGGAGAGUGGAAGUAUCAAGGUUACUGGAUGCAAGAUUAAGGUGUUUGGGUGCAGGGAGAGGGCAUUCCCGAUAUUUACCGAGGGGCUAGAUAAUCGGGAACGAGAUACGAAGAGGAAGCGAUAUGGACUUAAAGCUGCGGAUCCUAAGACUGAGAGACCAGUAUCCACUGUCUCUGGGCGAUUAUCCAAACCACCACCGCAAUUGCAUCCUAUUCCAAAGAAUCUGGAUCUGACUGUGGUUGAAUCACAACCUCUGCUUGUGGUGAAGUCGACAAGUCUUUCCCAAAGCGCUCUUAUGGUGCUCGAGGGCGAACGUAGGACUUUUAAUAUUACUUUCAAGAACCUAAGUGGUACAGAUGUGGACCUUUUGGUAUUUAGCUUUAGAGAUUCCACUACAGGGAGGAUUCAGCAAGCUCUUGCUGAUAAAGGAAAUAACCCGGCGGAGAUGUAUGAGCUAGAACUGAUGUUGGCAAAAAAGAGAGCCUUUGUUUGGCAACGGGGGGAUAGGGCAAUACAGGGUGCCAACGGGACCUCAAAUAAUGGUGAUGGGGAAGAAUCUGAGGACAAAGCCGGCGAGAGGGCUGUCUUCGUCCCAGCACAUGGGGUGGCAACUUUUGAAGUUGAGGUACUAGGAAAGCCUGGAUUGACACACGGAAGUGUCCAAGCAGACUACGGGCAUCUGGGGAUGCCACGGAACGAGGUAGCCGAGAGAUUCUACACACGGCAGGUCGUCUUCCCGGUCACUGUAACGGUGAACGCAAGUAUCGAGUUGGCCCGCGUGGACUUUGUCCCUUUCAGUACAGAUCUCCAAUUUGACUCUUUCAACAACACGCAAACAAACGGAGUGGAAGGACUGAAAGACGAGCAAGAGGGCGUCAGCCAAAAGGGUCAAUUCAAAGAGCUCUUCCGGAGAAUAGGCUUAAAGGACGACCCAGCGCAAUACUGCCUAAUGCUCCUCGACCUCCGGAAUGCCUGGCCUCAAGCCCUCAAGGUAAGGAUGAACGUCCGAGACCCCUCCUCUAAAAACCCUAAAGACCUAGAACCCAGCUGGGGAGACUCCUUCUAUGCCGAGGACGUUCUCCAAGCCGGCCACACCUCCCGCGUUAUCUUGCCAAUAAAGCGCGUAUUUCUACAAAAUCCCUCGCACCCAAUUCCCUCCCUGUCUGCGAACCAACGUCAAUUCGUCGUCUCGACGGCGAAAGUAUCAGCAGAGCAGGAGCGCCAAUCCCGCGAAUCAUUCUGGUAUCGCGAGGAAGUCCUUGACUGCGUUCGUGGCCGCUGGGAGGAGAUAGCUACGGGCCGGUCGGGGGACAUAGAACUUCGUGGGAUCCGCCUGAGCCCUAGAAUGGUCGAGACUAUUCGCAUAGAAGACAUUGGCAUCGACGUCUCAGUUAAGCAGGUGGAGGAGCAGGUCCGCAAGAUCGGUCCGGCAAAGUACCUUGUUGUCACGGAUAAUUUCUUAACGCUUGUCACUACGCUGACGAAUCGGACGGCGAGGACGGUGACACCACUGCUUAGGCUUUUACCGGCGCUCAGGAACCAGGGGGCUAACGGCGGGGUCGCGAUGGAUUUGACGAGAAGGCUUGCCUUUAAUGGGUUAUUGCAACAGAGUUUGCGACCGUUGGAGGCUGGGGAGGUUAGGAUUGUGGAGAUUGGGUUUGUGGUGUUGUGUAAGGGUGAGUUUGAAGUCAGCGCUAGUGUUGAGGAAGUUGGGAGGGGUGGUGGUGGUGGGAGGGAUGGGUGUGAGGGGGCUUUGGGACCGGAUGGGAUUCCUAUUGAUGUGGUUGCAAAGAUGAUUGGGAGGAAGACGUGGGUUUCUAGGGAAAUGUGUGUUGUUGUUGCUAGGGAUUUGGAGUAGUUGUCUCCGUGUAAUAUAGUUUGUGAGGUUGUUUAUGAAAUUUCAGUGCUUCCAGUCGUCCAGUCCGUCCUGGACCGGGUCGGGACGACGGCAGUCGGACGCUACUAGUCCUGGGUUUCCUUUUAUGGAUACCAUAUUGCCCCAUUAAAAAUUUAAAUUUUUAUUUAUUUGUUUUA